GCUGAGCGCAGCACCCUGCCGUGCGGCCCCCCGGGACCUUGGCCCCGUCCUUGGCCCACAUCGGGUGUGCGGCGGCGGCGGCGGCAGCGGGGCAGUCGGCGACGGGCACGGCGGGCGCAGGGAGGCGAGCGCUGGAGGCGGCGGGGGGCUGGAGCUCGUUGCCCAUCCUGGUGCUGACCUCCAAGGAGCGGGUGAGCCGCAGGGCCGCGGGGCCGAGGAUGGGCGCCGGGGCCAGCGCCGAGGAGAAGCACUCCCGCGAGCUGGAGAAGAAGCUCAAGGAGGACGCUGAGAAGGAUGCCAGGACCGUCAAGCUGCUGCUACUGGGAGCAGGGGAGUCGGGGAAGAGCACCAUCGUCAAGCAGAUGAAGAUCAUCCACCAGGACGGUUACUCACUGGAGGAAUGCCUGGAGUUCAUCGCCAUCAUCUACAGCAACACGCUCCAGUCCAUGCUGGCCAUCGUGCGGGCCAUGACCACCCUCAACAUCCAGUAUGGGGACUCGGCUCGCCAGGACGAUGCCCGCAAGCUUCUGCACCUCUCAGACACCAUUGAGGAGGGCACCAUGCCCAAGGAGUUGUCAGACAUCAUCGGGCGGCUCUGGAAGGACACAGGCAUCCAAGCCUGCUUUGACCGCGCCUCUGAGUACCAGCUCAAUGACUCGGCUGGCUACUACCUGUCAGACCUGGAGCGCCUGGUGACUCCCGGCUACGUCCCCACGGAGCAGGACGUGCUGCGCUCUCGCGUCAAGACCACCGGCAUCAUCGAGACCCAGUUCUCCUUCAAAGACCUCAACUUCAGGAUGUUUGACGUGGGUGGCCAGCGCUCAGAGCGGAAGAAGUGGAUCCACUGCUUCGAGGGGGUGACCUGCAUCAUCUUCAUCGCGGCCCUCAGCGCCUACGACAUGGUGCUGGUGGAGGAUGACGAAGUGAACCGCAUGCACGAGAGCCUGCACCUCUUCAAUAGCAUCUGCAACCACCGCUACUUCGCCACCACCUCCAUCGUCCUCUUCCUCAACAAGAAGGAUGUCUUCCUGGAGAAGAUCAAGAAGGCCCAUCUCAGCAUCUGCUUUCCGGACUACGACGGUCCCAACACCUACGACGACGCGGGUAACUACAUCAAGCUGCAGUUCCUGGAGCUGAACAUGCGGCGGGACGUGAAGGAGAUCUACUCCCACAUGACCUGCGCCACCGAUACCGAGAACGUCAAGUUCGUCUUUGACGCCGUCACCGACAUCAUCAUCAAGGAGAACCUCAAGGACUGUGGGCUCUUCUGAGCCCCAGCCCCAGCACCCCCUCCCCAGCCCGGGCCUCCCCCCCCCCUGGAGCCCAGCCCCACCGCUGACCCCCCCCCCCCCCCCACCUCUGCAACCAUCUCCACUUGCCCCAGACCCCUGGGAUUUGACCCACUCGGCCCUGGAGCCACCCCUGGGUGGGGGGCAUGGCCCCGCUCCCCCUCCCCACCAGCCCUCCCGCCGGCCGGCGCUGUGGGGCACCCGGUGCUGCUGGGUGCUGGGGGACACUGGGUGAGCUUGGGUGCUGGGGGUCCCUGGGUUCCCUCUGGAGCUGGGGGUGCUGGGGGUCCCUUGGGGGGGCUGAGGGUCCCUGAGUGCCACUUGGAGCUGAGGGGUACUGGGGAGUCCUGGGGGUCCCUGUGUAGUCCUUGGAGCUGGGGGGGUCCUAGGGGUCCCUGGGUUCCCUUUGGAGCUGGUGGGGUACUGGGGGGUCCUGGGGGUCCCUGGAUACCUCUUGGGGCUGAGGGGUCCUAGGGGUCCCUGGGUUCCCUUUGGAGCUGGGGGUGCUAGGGGUCCCCAGAUGACCCUUGGUACUAAGGAGACUGGGGGUCUCUGGGUGCCCCUUGGGGUCCUGCAGGGUGCUGGGGGUCCCUGGUACCCCUUGGAGCUGAGGGGUGCUGGGGGGGUCCCUUGGGUGCUAGGGGGUCCUGGGAUUCCCUGGGUACCCCUUAGAGCUGGGGGGUGCUGCGGGUGCCUUGGGUCCAGGGUGUCCAUGGGUGUCCCCCGGAGCUGGGGGUCCCUGUGGGCUGCUGGGCACGAGAUCUCCUUCAGGGCCACAGGUCACUGGGUGUCCCCGAGGACUGCGUGGUACUGGGGUCCCCUGGGUGCCACCAUCCCCCGUGCUGCAAGGCCAGUGAGUGAUCAUGCCCCCCCCCCGCCUCAGCGGCACCAACAGCUGCUGAGCCAGCAUCCCCGG
Molecule: messenger RNA, 2205 nt
Organism: Aquila chrysaetos chrysaetos
Lineage: Eukaryota; Metazoa; Chordata; Aves; Accipitriformes; Accipitridae
Gene: GNAT1
Product: G protein subunit alpha transducin 1
Exons: 8
Coding region: 219-1271 (350 amino acids)
Biological process (GO): adenylate cyclase-modulating G protein-coupled receptor signaling pathway
Cellular component (GO): heterotrimeric G-protein complex
Molecular function (GO): GTPase activity; G protein-coupled receptor binding; G-protein beta/gamma-subunit complex binding
Source: RefSeq, a predicted model, not a curated record